AUGAAAAGGCCGGAAUUUAGCCUAGAUUCAUUAAAAAAGAACCGAACAAAAAAUAAAAAUAAUUCGAAUUAUGAAAAUUUUAGUGCUCAUCAUUUUUUAAAAAUCCCAAUUUUUAUUAUAUUAAUAAUAGCAUUUGCUUUAAAUGCUUUUAUAUAUUUAUUAAUUCGGUUUUUUAUUUAUAUUUUUGAAAAUACGUCUUUUUUUAUAGUAACAACAUGUAUAGACGUGCGCAGAUAUAUAUCAAAUAAAAAAAGAAAAGUUUAUGAAUUAUUUGGAAGAAAAAAAGUAAGCAAAUUAAAAUGUUCAAAUAAAAAUGAAAUAAAUAAUUCCAAUAAAGAAAUUAACAAAGAUUUUGAAAGUGUUUUAAAAGUUGAAAAUUUAAUGAAAACUUGUAAUAAUUAUUGUGAUUAUAUAAAAUAUGCACACCAAAUGGAUUUUUUAACUGGGAAAAUUAUUCAUAUUAAUGAAAAUGAUGAUUAUAUAAAUGUAUAUGAUGUAAAUUUAUUAAAAAAAACAUCAAAAAGUAUCGAAAAUAAUUUAUUAAAUGGUAAUAUAUUGUUACUUCUUGAAGAUAUUAAAAUAGCAACAUCGCCAAGAAUAAAAGCUAUUUUUCAAGAAAAAUAUUAUUGUAAAACUUAUUCAACACCUCAUAUUAUUAUAACUACUUUUAUAAAUAAUGUUAUGAAUGGAUUAAAUUAUAUAGAAAAUUAUGUAAAGGAACGUAAAGAAAAAAAUGAAAAUUAUUUAUAUUCUGACGAAUAUUUAAUAAUUAAAAAUAAUUUUAAAGAUAUAUUUAGACAAUGGGGUAAUACUGCUUUAUUUUUAAGUGGAGGUGCUAUUUUAGGAUUACAUCAUUUUGGUGUUUUAGAAGUUUUUUUGAAAUCUUCAAUUAACAUUGAUUAUUUUAAUGAAUAUACUAAUGUAAAUUUUAAAAAUAAAAAAAAACAAUAUAUGGAAGAACGUCAAGAUAAUGAAGAAAAAUUUACAAAUAAUAAAUAUGAAACAUUUUUUGAAAAAACAAACACUACUAUAUAUAGAGAUGCCUGUGAUUUUAAUGAAAUUGAUAAAAAAAAAAAAAAAAAAAAAUUAAAUACAAAUAAACUUUUAAAAAUCAAAAAAUUUCUUUUAAACACUAUAGCAUAUGCAGAUCAAGAAAUAGAACAUUAUGAUAAUUUCAAUUACGAUUCGUGUAAUUGUGAUGAUUCAGAUGGUAGUAUUUCAAAUAGUAAUGCAAAAUAUGAAUUUUCAAAUAAUCAUACAAACAGUUUUAUAAGGUUAGGGAGUUAUACAGAAAAAUGUGGAAUACAUGUUAAAAAUAAUUAUAAAUAUAUUAAAAGCCAAAAUGAAAUAAAUAUUAAGCAGGAAAAUAAUGCAAAUAUUAAAUCCGUACGAAAUAAAAAUUUUAAUAAUAAUAAAUCGAAGCGGCAUAUAAUUGAUAAAAACUGUUUUAUAGAUGACAAUGAUAAUAAUAUAUUACCACAAAUAAUAUGUGGAACAUCUGCUGGAAGUAUAAUUGCUGCAUGGAUUUGCUCAAGAACAAAUAAAGAACUACUUGAAGAAUUUAAUAUCGAAUUUAUUUAUAAAAUUGUUUCAUGUUUUUCUUCAGAAAAAUUAUUUUAUUCUUUUUUUAAUAUUUUUAAAAAAGGAAAUUUUUAUGAUAUGGAUAAAAUAAUAAAAUUAGUUUAUGAUUUAUAUGGUGAUAUGACAUUUUUAGAAGCUUUUAUAAAAACUAAUUUAGUAUUAAAUAUUACUGUAACUAGAGCUGAAUCAGGAAAUGAUAUUUUUACAUGUGAUGAAGAUGGUUGUUUAGUAUUAAAUUAUAUGAACUCACCAAAUGUUUUGAUUUAUACUGCCGUUUUGGCUAGCUGCUCUUUUCCAUAUUUAUUACAACCAUUUAAAUUAUUAGAAAAAAAAUAUAUUAAAGAAAAUGUGUAUAAAUUUAUAUCAAUUAAACAAGUAUAUAAUUUAAAAUAUAUAUUAAAUAGCAAUAGUGCAUAUAAUAAAAAAAUAUCGAUAAAAGGAAGUCAAGAAAGUCAUGAUAUUAUGGGAAGUAAUAAAUCGGACAAUGAUGUUGAUAUUAUAAAUAAUACUGAAAAUGUGGAAGAAGAUAAAAUAGAUACAUAUAAUAAUAAAGGUAAUAAAAUUUUAGAAAAUAAUAUUAUUAACAACAUUAACAAAAACGAUCAGGAUUGUUAUAAUAAUUUAUAUUAUAAAGAAAACACAAAUGUCGACAUAAAAUUGGAUAAUGAAACUCUCUUAACAUUUGAUAAUACAUAUAUUGGAAAUAAAGAAAAUCCAGAUUUAAAAAAAAAUAUAAAAAAAAGGAAUAUAAAAAAAAUAGAUUCUUUAGAAAAUAACGAAGCUAAUAUUGAAACUUCCAUUUUUAAUUCUACUACAGAAAAAAAUAAAUUAUUAGAUCAUCAAAAAGAACACGAAUCAGACAUAAAUUCUGAACAAAUAAAAAAUGAUAAUAAACUAUCAAAUUCUCAAAUCAAAGAAACUUUAAGUUUUAAAUUUAAUAAUAUUCGUAACAAAAUGAUGAUGCUGAAAUCAGGGAGUUUAAAUAUAAGUAAAGAUGAAAAAAAUGAAAACUUAAAAAAAUGUAAUAGUGAACUAAUUGAUUUUAAUGAAUAUAAAAAUAUCGAUUUAUUAAACGAAGAAUAUACAAUAAUAGAUAGUGUGCAAUUUAAAAAUAUGUAUUUUCAUGAUGGUUCAUUAAAAAGUGAUAUUCCAGCUAGAAAUUUAAAUCAAAUUUUAUCAGUUAAAUAUAAAAUUGUAUCACAAGUAAAUCCACAUAUCUUUCCUUUUACGGGCGUUCGAGUACAUGGUGAAGCUGGAAAGCCAGUUAAAUGGAGAGGAAGUUCGGGGCGAUGGAGAGCUGGAUUUUUAAUGUCAUCGAUGGAAAUAUUAUUUAAGGAAAAUGUCAGAUAUAUUCUGAGGUUAAUGGCCUUAUUAGACAUAUCACCAACAAUUAGGGGUUUGAAUGCAGGAUCUAUAGCAAUGCAAAGAUACCAUGGUGAUAUAACAUUACACCCCAACCGGCUAUUUUUGAAACAUUUUAAAUUGAUAAGUGUAUCGAGCUAUGAUGAUGUAGAGUGGUAUAUACAGGAAGGAAGACAAAUGACUUUUCAAAAAUUACCAUUAAUUAUGAACAGAAUGAAAAUUGAAAAGAAAUUGAUAAAAGUGAAAAAAUGUUUUUUUUAA
Molecule: messenger RNA, 3204 nt
Organism: Plasmodium berghei ANKA
Lineage: Eukaryota; Apicomplexa; Aconoidasida; Haemosporida; Plasmodiidae
Product: patatin-like phospholipase, putative
Exons: 2
Coding region: 1-3204 (1067 amino acids)
Biological process (GO): lipid metabolic process
Molecular function (GO): triacylglycerol lipase activity
Source: RefSeq, a predicted model, not a curated record